This is a messenger RNA of Pelobates fuscus (common spadefoot toad), 1581 nucleotides long. It is a transcript of the gene GPN1, whose product is annotated as GPN-loop GTPase 1. Gene Ontology annotation, molecular function: GTPase activity. NCBI's taxonomy places the organism in Eukaryota, Metazoa, Chordata, Amphibia, Anura, Pelobatidae. The transcript is spliced from 14 exons. The record is from RefSeq and is a predicted model, not a curated record. The coding region runs from base 16 to 1158 and encodes 380 amino acids.
AGCUGUGUGAGCAGCAUGGCGGAGAGCGGCGGAGUGAUGGCGGCGGCCGGGGCCGGGGCGGAGGGAGCGCAGGCCGUGCAGGACACUCUGUGUCUGAUCGUACUGGGAAUGGCCGGCUCCGGGAAAACCACCCUGGUACAGAGACUGACUUCGUAUCUACAUGGGAAGAAUUCCCCACCAUAUGUGAUCAACCUGGAUCCUGCAGUCCAUGAGAUCCCUUUCCCGGCUAAUAUAGAUGUCCGAGACACUGUGAACUACAAGGAAGUUAUGAAGCAAUAUGGACUGGGACCGAAUGGUGGCAUUGUCACUUCUCUCAAUCUGUUUGCAACACGCUUUGAUCAGGUGGUAAAAUUCAUAGAACGGCGACAGAAGGAUUGUAGGUAUGUCCUGAUAGAUACUCCAGGACAGAUUGAAGUAUUUACAUGGUCUGCAUCGGGCACCAUUAUAACAGAAGCUUUGGCCUCAUCCUUCCCUUCUGUGGUCGUGUAUGUGAUGGACACGUCUCGAAGCACAAACCCUGUGACGUUUAUGUCAAACAUGCUCUAUGCGUGUAGCAUUAUGUACAAAACAAAGCUUCCCUUUAUUGUCGUUAUGAACAAGACAGAUAUAGUCGAUCACAGCUUUGCCGUGGACUGGAUGCAGGAUUUUGAGAGUUUUCAAGAUGCUCUGAAUCAGGAGACGUCUUAUGUCAGUAACCUGACUCGAUCUAUGAGCCUUGUUUUGGACGAGUUUUAUAACGCUUUGCGGGUAGUGGGAGUGUCUGCAGUAACUGGAGCUGGGAUGGAGGAUUUCUUUGCCAAGGUGGCAGAAGCCGCGGAGGAAUACACAAGGGAAUACCGACCGGAGUACGAACGGCUGAGGAGAGCGGCGGAGGAGGAGAAGAGACAGGAGCAGCAGGACCAGUUGGACAGGCUGCACCGUGACAUGGGAUCUGUUGCCCUGGAUCGCGGACAAGGCCCAGGUUUGGACGAAAUGGCAUUAGGACCUUCAGAUCUGAUCCUUUCACGAGGUAACGUGGAUGAUGAUGACGACGAGGCAGAGGACAGCGAUACAGACGAUAUAGAUCACUCUGUGGCCGAAGCAAGACUGGAGGAACCAGCUUUCCAGAACUUUCUGCAGCAAGCACAGAGCAAGUACCGGGAGAAGCUUGGCCAGUGAGAGAGAAGGACCACCAGAACAUCCACUAGUGUUUAAUAUGCAAGCAGAACGUCUCUAACCACGUGUGGACAAUCUGUGAAUCGCAGGCUUUAGAGGCAUUGUAUGUGGCUACAAAACGCUGACCAUGAGCAGAUGGUUCAAGGUCUGAACCGGUAUCCUUGACAUUGCACACAUCGGACAAGAACUUGAGUAAGUCCUGUGACAUCCUGACGUCUUUCAAUCUACUAAUGAGACGGGGAGAGAAACCUGAGCCAGGUUUGCAACAUCUGGAUGAGACCGAGGGACUCGCUGCCCCAGGUUCACAUGUCCUCAACUGUAUGAGUAAGGGAAUCUGUAUCCUGAGACUGGAGGACCCUCUGGACAGCUAUUUUAAGGCAUUUUCAUCACUCUCAAUGGCUUUAAUAAAAUAUCAAUUUCACACUA